AUGGCAGUGUUGUUAGGACUAUUCACAGGACUUUGUUUUACUGUGAUUUGUGUUAUAGUGCGGCUUCUGAUUGUGAUUCGUUCUGGAUCAAAAUGUAAACCUGGAGAGAAAGGUCCCGUCUGCGUGCUUGUCGUUGCUGGAUCAGGGGGACACACCACUGAGAUCCUGCGUCUGAUGGAGAGUCUCUCUCAGUCCUACAGCCCAAGACACUAUAUAAUCGCAGACACAGACAAGAUGAGUGAAGACAAGAUACGCACCUUUGAAAACGCAAAGAAAGACACUGGUUCAAAAGGCCAGUUUACCAUCCAGCGGAUCCCUCGAAGCCGUGAGGUGCUUCAAUCCUGGAGUUCCUCUGUGAUCUCCACUCUGAACGCCCUGCUCUACGCCGUUCCUCUGGUGUUCAGGCUCAGGCCAGACGUGGUGCUGUGUAACGGCCCUGGGACCUGCGUCCCUCUGUGCGCGGCAGGACUUCUCCUGGGCCUCCUGGGAUUGAAGAGAGUCCUGCUUGUCUACGUUGAGAGCAUCUGCAGAGUGGAGAGCCUAUCCCUGUCCGGGAAGAUCCUCUAUCACGUCUCAGACUACUUCUUUGUGCAGUGGUCCACCCUGAAAGACAAAUACCCCAAAUCAAUUUACCUCGGGAGGAUAGUCUGACUCUGGGAGGAUAGUCUGACUCUGGGAGGAUAGUCUGACUCUGGGAGGAUAGUCUGACUCUGGGAGGAUAGUCUGACUCUGGAUAGACUAUCUGGGGUGGAAAAAAGAUGACCUUUUUGUCUUUACUGAUACUAUUUCAGCGUGUUACAAAUGGGAACACUUUGUUCAGAUAGAUCAUGUUUAAUAGUGUGUCUGCUUGAUGGACUGUGAUGUAUAUUUUUCUACAAACUCUAAUGUGAAUACUUUGGAACAUCGAGCCCUAUACAUAAUAACUACGUAAAGAUGUUCUGGACCACUUCAAUGUGUUAUGAAAUUAGUGUUUUUAUUAUAUGGUGCCGUGUACAGUGUAAAGAAAUACUAACUGGUAAUCAUACCUGAUAUGUAGCUACUGUAUAUCUGACUUGAGUGAGGUGUUGGUGUAACUACCAUGUGAAUAAAUUACAUUACCUAA
This is a messenger RNA of Salvelinus namaycush (lake trout), 1102 nucleotides long. It is a transcript of the gene alg14, whose product is annotated as ALG14 UDP-N-acetylglucosaminyltransferase subunit. Gene Ontology annotation, biological process: dolichol-linked oligosaccharide biosynthetic process. Gene Ontology annotation, cellular component: UDP-N-acetylglucosamine transferase complex. The transcript has 4 exons. Lineage: Eukaryota; Metazoa; Chordata; Actinopteri; Salmoniformes; Salmonidae. The coding region runs from base 1 to 651 and encodes 216 amino acids. The record is from RefSeq and is a predicted model, not a curated record.